Exserohilum turcica Et28A is the source of this 1875-nucleotide messenger RNA. RefSeq lists its product as uncharacterized. Gene Ontology annotation, biological process: amino acid transmembrane transport. Bases 84 to 1706 code for a protein of 540 amino acids. Gene Ontology annotation, cellular component: membrane. The transcript has a single exon. Lineage: Eukaryota; Fungi; Ascomycota; Dothideomycetes; Pleosporales; Pleosporaceae. Gene Ontology annotation, molecular function: amino acid transmembrane transporter activity. The record is from RefSeq and is a predicted model, not a curated record.
UUGUUGCACUUCUCUCGUUGUUGUUGUUGUCGUCUUUCAACGUCAAGCCCUACCGCCGGGUCCACCCCUGACGCAUUAACAACAUGGCAUCCGCUGCGGACCAAAUAACGCCCAAGAUGGACCAGCGAUCGGAGAAGUCGGUCUCUCAUUCAGGGAGCGAUCUCGAGAAGCAGGCCGCGCCGCCCAAGGAGGAAUUGCAGCGCAAGCUGUCGUCUCGACACUUGCAGUUCGUCGCCAUUGGUGGAACAGUAGGCACGGGUGUCUUCAUUGCUAGCGGAGGCUCAAUUGCUACCGCUGGCCCUGCUGGAGCGCUGCUGGCUUAUGUGUUUGUCGGUACCUUGGUCUACUCUGUCAUGCUCAGCUUGGCUGAAAUGGCUACCUACCUCCCUAUUUCCGGUGCCUUCACGCAGUAUGCUGCUCGAUUCGUCGACCCCUCGCUCGGUUUCUCCAUGGGAUGGAUCUACUGGUUUUCCUGGUCCAUCACAUACGCGCUCGAACUCACUGCCGCCGGUCUCAUCAUCCAAUGGUGGAACUCGGACCUCAGCAUUGGAAUCUUCAUCACCAUCUUCUGGGUCCCAAUCACGGCUGUGAACUUCCUCCCUGUCGACAUCUUUGGAGAGUUUGAGUUUUGGUUUGCUCUCAUCAAAGUUGUGGCUCUGGUCGGCUUCUGGAUUUACGCCAUCUGCAUGAACGCUGGUGUCGGUAACCAAGGCUACAUUGGCUUCAAGUACUGGGACUCGCCUGGCGCUUUUGCCCCCUACCUUGCUGAUGGAGCUGUUGCCAAGUUUGUUGGCUUCUGGGCUGUCCUCAUCCAGGCUGGUUUUGCCUUCCAGGGUACCGAGCUCUGCGCUAUUGGUGCAGGAGAGUCGGCCAACCCGCGUGUGACCAUGCCUCGAGCCAUUCGCAAGACCUUCUGGAGCAUCUUCAUCCUUUUCGUCUUUACCAUUUUCUUUGUCGGCAUCUUGGUUCCAUACGACAACGAAGCCCUUCAGAUUGGUGACACCAACGCUGGCUCCUCGCCCAUGGUCAUCGCCUUCCAGCUCGCCGGUGUAUCCGCCCUUCCCGACAUCUUCAACGCCAUUCUGCUCACUGUCGUCCUUUCCGCUGCUAGCUCCAAUGUUUACUCCGGAAGCCGUAUUCUCGUUGGUCUUGCCGAGGAGAAGUGUGCACCCGCAUUCCUCAAAGCCACUAGCAAACGCGGAGUCCCAUACUGGGCUACUGCCGUCACAGGCGCCAUGGGUCUACUAGCCUACAUGAACCUCAGCUCCAACGGUGAGCAGGCCUUCAACUGGCUCCUCAACAUCGUCUCGGUUGCCGGUUUCAUCGCCUGGACAUGUGUCUUGAUCUGCCACAUCGCCUUUAUGCGCGCCCUCAAGGCCCAGAACAUUGACCGCGACACCCUUCCAUUCAAGUCGUGGGGAGGCCGUCCUCUUGCCAUCUACGGUGUUACCUUCUGUGCCAUCAUCACCAUCACUCAAGGUUUCACAGCUUUCGUUCCCUGGAGCACUGAGGACUUCUUCAUCGCAUACAUCAGUCUAAUCCUCUUCGCUGUUCUCUACAUCGGCCACAAGGUCACCACCAGGAGCAAGUUCAUCAAGCCCGCCGAGGCCGAUCUCCUCACCGGAAAGUUUGAAGACGAGCUGUCUGAGACGUGGGAAGAGCACUCGGCAAGUGGAUGGAAGAAGAUUGUCAACAAAUUCCUCUAAGUUAAACAUGUGUCAACGCAUGACCCGCAUUGUUCAGAUUGAACAAACAAAAAAGUGUUCGCAUAGCGCAACGUUUAGGGGAGCAUGGAUGCAUUGCAUGGCGUUGAGUUUUCUUUUCUUUUCUUCAUCAUCAUUCGAUCGGCAGAUACCAAUGUUAAUGUCUUACCUC